Messenger RNA from Pseudovirgaria hyperparasitica, 540 nucleotides. RefSeq lists its product as uncharacterized. The record is from RefSeq and is a predicted model, not a curated record. Bases 1 to 540 code for a protein of 179 amino acids. NCBI's taxonomy places the organism in Eukaryota, Fungi, Ascomycota, Dothideomycetes, Acrospermales, Acrospermaceae. The transcript has a single exon. Gene Ontology annotation, cellular component: extracellular region.
AUGCAGUUCUCCACCGCCCUUGCAUUCCUCGCUGCGAGCAGCGUCGUCUCCGGCCUCACCGUCACCAAGCGUGACGCCGCCACCGUCGGCGCCGACAUCGACACCAUCGCCAGCGAUGUCUCCAAGGUCCAAAAGGACGUCGACUCCUUCAACGGCGACGCCUUCGGCGCGCUGACCAUCUACCUCGACUCGAUGACGCUCGACGAGGCCAUCAAGAAGGGCGCCAACGACUCCGCCAACUCCGCCCCCUUCACCGAGGACGAGUCCAGCACCAUCGCCGGCAAGGUCCUCGACCUCCAGCCCAAGGUCGACAAAGUGCUCGACAGCCUGAUCGCCAAGAAGGACAAGUUCCAGACUGCCAUCUUCGGAUUCCCGGCCACGCCCAUUGUCAAGAUGACUCUCCAGACCCUGAGGACUGACACUGCCGACUUUGGCUCCAAGGCCUCUGCCAAGCUCACCCCCGACUUCCAGGAGGUUGCCCCGAUUGUGCUGCAGGAGAUUGACGACAAGUUCGCUCAGGCUAUUGCUGCUUUCUCUUAG